AUGUUCUACGAACACCCUCACGACCCCUCAAUCUCCAACUUCGAAUACGCAAACUUCCUCGCUCUGUCCGAUUUGAUAUCUACCCGUAACAUCGCCUGCGAGUGGAACACUCAACCAGGUAUCCGCGGCCUCUACUCUGACGAAGAAGUAACCCUAGCCCACCAUGCCGUAACAACUCUCCAACAAACCAAUCCUCCCCUUGGCAGAAUGUGUAGGGUAGUGGACACAGCAGAUGAAUUACAGAGACUGGGGUUAGCGGUGCCAGAAGCAAAGGGCGCUGUAGUAACAGACGUGGCAGCAAGACUCUGGCCCUACAAGCUCGUAACCAACAUCUGGGAGCCUGUCCUCGCUAACCCUUGCUUAAACCUCCAAACCCACACGCCGGUCCUUUCCAUCUCUCCCUCUGGUAAUGGCAACUGUAACCUCCACACAGACAGAGGAAUCGUGGAAACGAACAAAGUGGUCUUGGCUACUAAUGCAUACACCUCUCAUCUUUUGCCUUCCAUGGCCGAUUUGAUCGUUCCUUGCAGAGGUCAAAUGUCUGCUUUACUGCCUGGAGAAGCAUUCUCUGGUUCCUCUAGGACCCGAACAAGUUAUGCAUUCAUAGGCCCGAAGAUGGAUGAUUAUCUUAUCCAAAGACCCGAUGAGUCUUCUGCUCACCUCAUGUUUGGCGGUGGAAGGAGUUAUGGUCCGAGUCUAGAAAUCAGCGAUGAUGGCGAAGUAGAUGAGAAUGUUGCAAAGUAUCUGCGUACUGCACUGCCUCGAUUGCUUCUUCCUGGUGAAGGACAGAAAGGGGAAGAAGAACUCAAGGCAACUCACGAGUGGACAGGCAUCAUGGGCUUCUCGCGCGAUAACUUGCCUUGGGUAGGCGAGGUUCUAGACCACAAAGGUGUCUUUGUCGUUGCUGGAUACACAGGUCAUGGUAUGCCUAAUGCCUGGCUAUGUGGAAAGAGUGUGGCGACCAUGGUGCUUGGGGACAAUACAGACAUGGCUGUAGAGAGGGCUGUGGAAGAAGGCUUACCUAGAGCAUAUCUUCUGAACGAGGAACGCGUCAACAGAGCUCGUAAGCUGGACACUGUAGAGGCGCAGGACGAAGACCACAUGUUUAAAGCGGAAGUCAUCGCUGAGGCGUGA
Aureobasidium musti is the source of this 1134-nucleotide messenger RNA. NCBI's taxonomy places the organism in Eukaryota, Fungi, Ascomycota, Dothideomycetes, Dothideales, Saccotheciaceae. The record is from the annotation of a GenBank genome assembly.